Molecule: messenger RNA, 3252 nt
Organism: Astyanax mexicanus (Mexican tetra)
Lineage: Eukaryota; Metazoa; Chordata; Actinopteri; Characiformes; Acestrorhamphidae
Gene: grna
Product: granulin a
Exons: 23
Coding region: 159-3251 (1030 amino acids)
Cellular component (GO): extracellular region
Source: RefSeq, a predicted model, not a curated record
CUUAGAGGGAGAUACUAACUGUAUUCGCAGCCCCAUUAAUUUUAUAUUCUCCAGAGACGCCAGAGGAGUGAGAACCAGGAUAACUAGGUGCCUGUGGGAGAAAUUGCUUGUCAUUUUGCCCAGAAGUGCUCCUGGUGCUCCUGAAGAUCCACUUUCUCAUGCUUUUAACAAUGCUGAAGCUAAUGGUGGCCCUGGCCUUGCUGGGCCUGGUGACUGGCACACAGUGUCCGAAUCAACAGCUCUGUGGGGACAAACAUACAUGUUGCCAGGUCCUGUCUUCUGGAGAAUACAACUGCUGCCCUUUUCCUCAGGGAGAGUGUUGCGAGGACCACUUGCAUUGCUGCCCUGCAGGAAUGUUGUGCCAAACAGCAGAAUCCAAGUGUCAGAACUCUACUCACUCUCUAUCCUGGACUGAGAGGAAACCAGCACAGGCAUACCUGGCUAAAUCAUUCAGGAUGAUCAGCUCCUCUACCGCCAAUAAAGACAACAUCAUCUGCCCAGAUAACUCCUCCUGUCCACCUGAGUUCUCCUGCCUGAAGCUCACUGAUAAAUACGGCUGCUGUCCGGUAACACAGGGCAUCGUCUGUGCCGAUAGAAACCACUGCUGUCCUAACGAUCACGAGUGCAGUGCGGACAGCAUCUCCUGUGUUAAGAAAGCAGAACCAGUCAUGUGCCCAGAUGGGGUAUCUGAGUGCCCGGUACAGACCACAUGCUGUCCGACUACAGAUGGAGGAUGGGGAUGUUGUCCUAUGCCCAGGGCUGUGUGUUGCGCAGAUAAAGUGCACUGUUGUCCAGAAAACAGCGUUUGUCAUGUAAACAGCUCUAAGUGUGUGUCUUCAACCAAUAAGGAACUACCCAUGUGGGCCAAAUUCCCUGCCCGCCUAAGAGCCGACUGGGAGAACCACAGACCUGUAGCUGUGACUCCAAAGCUGACCAAUAAACAACCUAAAACCUCUACAGCUCUUAAAUCAACCACCACCAAUAAAACUCGCAACGCUACUGUUUCAACAGUCUACAAUGUACCCUGUGAUGACACUGUGGCCUGUGCUGAUGGAACUACAUGCUGUAAGAAUGGUGAAGGAGGGUGGAGUUGCUGCCCACUGCCUCAGGCGGUGUGCUGUGAUGACUUCAUCCACUGUUGUCCUCAUGGGAAGAAGUGUAACCUUGCUGCUGGAACAUGUGAAGACCCCUCAGGUUCUGUGCCCUGGAUGAAGAAGUUGCCUAGUCAACCAAUCAAAGGAAAGAAACUUCCUGAAACCAAAGUCUACAAUGUACCCUGUAAUGACACUGCCGCCUGUCCUGAUGAAACUACGUGCUGUAAGGACAGUGAAGGAGAGUGGAAAUGCUGCCCACUGCCUCAGGCGGUGUGCUGUGAUGACUUCAUCCACUGUUGUCCUCAUGGGAAGAAGUGUAACCUUGCUGCUGGAACAUGUGAAGACCCCUCAGGUUCUGUGCCCUGGAUGAAGAAGUUGCCUAGUCAACCAAUCAAAGGAAAGAAACUUCCUGAAACCAAAGUCUACAAUGUACCCUGUAAUGACACUGCCGCCUGUCCUGAUGAAACUACGUGCUGUAAGGACAGUGAAGGAGAGUGGAAAUGCUGCCCACUGCCUCAGGCGGUGUGCUGUGAUGACUUCAUCCACUGUUGUCCUCAUGGGAAGAAGUGUAACCUUGCUGCUGGAACAUGUGAAGACCCCUCAGGUUCUGUGCCCUGGUUGAAGAAGGUGCCUAGUCAACCAAUCAAAGGAAAGAAACUUCCUGAAACCAAAGGCUCGGAUGUUCCCUGUAAUGACACUGUGGCCUGUCCUGAUGAAACUACGUGCUGUAAGAAUGGUAAAGGAGGGUGGAAUUGCUGCCCACUGCCUCAGGCGGUGUGCUGUGAUGACUUCCAACACUGUUGUCCUCAUGGGAAGAAGUGCAACGUUGCUGCUGGAACAUGUGAGGACCUCUCAGGUUCUGUGCCCUGGAUAAAGAAAGUGCCUAGUCGACCAAUCGGUGGAAAGAAACUUCCUAAAGUCAAAGGAGCUGAUGUUCCCUGUAAUGCCACCUUUGCCUGUGAGGAUGAAACCACUUGCUGUAAGAAUGAUAAAGGAGGUUGGAGCUGCUGUCCUCUUCCUGAGGCUGUGUGCUGUGAAGACUUCCUCCACUGUUGUCCUCAUGGUAAAAAGUGUAACCUCGCUGCUAUGACAUGUGAUGACCCCUCAGGGUCCAUUCCCUGGCUGGAAAAGAAGCCCAGCCGUCCAAUCGGGGGACAAAAUAAAGAGAAAGGAAAAGCUGCAGCAGCGAAUGUAAGCUGUGACUCCAGUCAUUUCUGCCCAGCGUCCAGCACCUGCUGUAAGGAUGUGAACGCUGAAUGGAGCUGCUGCCCCUUCCCACAGGGUGUGUGCUGUGAGGAUCGUAUCCACUGCUGCCCACAUGAUGCCACUUGUAACCUCAGAACCCUCACCUGCGACAAAAACACCACCUCUGUCCCAAUGGCAGGGCCAGUUAAAGCCUCUGGCCCACCACCACCAGAGAAGAAAAAGCCGAAAGAAAACAAAGCAAACGAACCCGUUAAGUGUGAUGACCACCAUUCCUGUCCUGAUCAGACCACCUGCUGCUUUAUGAACAAAACCAUGAGGUGGGGGUGCUGCCCUCUGCCUAAGGCUGUGUGCUGUGAGGAUGGAGAGCACUGCUGUCCAGCUCAGUAUAAGUGUGAUAAGACUCAGACGUCCUGUAUUAAGGGUGACGUGGUCAUUCCCUGGUACAAUAAACUGGCAGCCGAGAGCAGCCCUGACCAUAGCGUUGAUCAGAGUGCUGUCAAAUGUGACUCGCAGACAAGCUGCCCUGCUGGAACAACCUGCUGUGAGAUUAGCACAGGGAAAUGGGGCUGUUGCCCUCUACCAGAGGCUACCUGCUGCCCAGACAGAGAGCACUGCUGCCCCAAGGGCUACUCGUGUGAUGUUAACUCACAGUCAUGUGUGAAGACCAUCUUACUACAAGUGGAGACAAUCCCCUUAACGUACAUCAGACACCUGCAAAUCCCGUGUGGUGGGGGAAUUAGCUGCAGUGACACUGAGACCUGCUGUAAAACCUCCAAGACCACCUGGGGCUGCUGUCCAUCUCCAAAGGCUGUGUGCUGCAGUGAUAUGAAACACUGCUGUCCAGCUGGAUACACCUGUGAGGCGAAUGGUUCGUGCACUCAAGCAACUGGCUUCAACUGGGACAACUGGAGUGUGUUCUUCUCCAGAAAGAAGCGAGCACUCCUUGUAUAAA